UGAUCUGACAUCUGACAUGGGUUAUCAAUUAUCUAUGGGGUCCCAGAAUGCUUCGCGCAGAUAAGUCUAGAUAUGUUCACAUUUUUUUUUUAAAUUCCGGUGUCCUGAUUGCGAUUCCGUCAGUUUUGUUGUUUGUCUAGCCAGGAUAGGGUGGGGCUACUCGGUAACCAGGGGCAACGUUCACCCAGUUCAGGUGAGGCGUCACGCCCCACUCCCAGCAUUCCCUGCACUUCCUGUUCGCUGUCCCAGGUCGCGAUGACUCGCCGCACGCCCGUGGGUGGGGACAGGGAGGGUUUUGGGGCCGGGCAGAGGAGGACAGGGGACGAGCAGCUGUCAGGUGACGAGAACGGAGAGGCGCAGCAACGUGUCCUGCGUGACGUGGACAUGGGGACGCCCAAACAGUACUCAGUCGUUCAGAUGCAGCGUUUUGCAGGGUUUGGAGUUGGGCUGGCCAGCCUUCUGACUGAGAAUGUGCUGUCCCAUCCAUGUAUUGUCUUCAGACGACAGUGCCAGGUCCACCAUUGCUCCUACCGCUACCAUCUCCAGCCCUUCUCAGUCCUGAAUGUGAUGUUGAAGAUACAAGGAGCUCAGGGCUUUGCCACUGUGUGGAAGGGGAUGACCAGCAGGUUUGUGGUGCAGGGCAUCCAACUGGGCAGUGAGGGUAUCAUAGCAGAGUUCACAGACUUUCCAAGGGAAGUGACCACACACAGCACCUUCAAACAAGUCUUCAAACACAUCGCACUGAAGGGGUUGAGCAUCGUCGUGACCUUGCCAUUCUUCUGUGCCAGUCUGAUAGAGACAGUCCAGAGUGACAUAGCCAGUGAAACCCCAUGGGUGCUGGACUGUGUGAAGGAAGGGUUCCGUCGCCUGCUGGGAUGGGGCGCGCCCACCACCACACGGCUCCUCCCGGUGUGGAAGCUGGUCCUCCCCACGGUGCUGUAUGGUCUGCUCCACUAUCUUAUCACCUCUGUUGUCCAGUACAUUGCCCUUGUCCUCCUGCGGCAGGGGAAGGACCGCCACAAGUUCGACAUUGACGAACCGCUGGCCGACCGCAACAUGCUGGAGACCUACUUCCCUGAACUGUUUGCAACAUUCCUGGGUAACCUGUUCUCAGACGUCCUGCUGUUUCCACUGGAGACGGUCAUGCACCGUCUGCACAUCCAGGGAACACGAACAAUCAUCGACAACACGGACUGGGGAGCCGGGGUGCUCGCCAUCAACACGCGGUAUGAGGGGAUGGCAGAGUGCUUCCGCAUCGUGGUGAGAGAGGAGGGCUUCUUCGGACUGUACAAGGGGUUCGGGGCCCUGAUUCUGCAGUACCUCCUCCAUGCUGCCAUUUUGAAGAUAACAAAAUGUAUUUACGACAUAAUGUCUGAGAACUUUACAUCUAGACCCAAGGCGCCACCAAGGCAAAGACAGCAGUAGUGCAAGCUUGUUAUUAUCAUGGUCAAGUGUAUAUGUGUAUGCAGGAAACUUCAUGGUCCUAGAGCAAGGAAAUAGCUGUAACUGCAGAAUCAUCAAAGUGUAUUGAAUACACUCAUCUGGUCUAUUAAGUACAUGUAAUUUGUACUGUCCAUGUUGUCUACAUGUAUGGAAGGCCUUGGCCACUUUCAUUCUGUACCUUUGUUAUUCCUUACUGAAGAUGUAUUUAAUGACAGUAGGAAAAGAUUGUUGUUGAAUAGACAAAUGAAUUUGUUCCAAGUUUCCAGUAUGCUCCAGCAGUGGUGCAUGUUAUGGUUAUGGGGAUCCUUGUGCACAUGUUAAUGUGCGCCUAUAAAUGCAGUAACUCAGGAAAGCGCCAUGACGCAUACAUUGUAUGUUCAUUUCAAUACCAUUUCUAGAGGUGCUACAAACUAUGCCAUUAAUUUUCAUAUUCCUAUGGAACAUGUAUAGCAGAACAAGAUGUAGAAAUUUGAAGCAAAAGCAUAUAAAAGCAACAUUUUGAUCAACUCUUGUUGGUCGGACAACUUAUCUUGGGAGAGUCAGCCACAAAUGAUCUGUUCAUGAGUGUAAAAGAUUUUGCUUCAAGUCACAAUGACAACAUUAGAUUCCUUGUUGCCCAUUUAUGUACAUGUAUAUAUAUAUGUUAAACUGGGUCCUGUCUCCAGUUUGUUCUAAUGUUCUCAUAGCAAUGUGAAGGAAAGGACAAAGUUACUUAAUUCCCUGUAACCUUGGGCAACCUUUGAAAAGUUGGACAAUUGUAUUGAAUGAUUGUAUGAUAUUGAGAAUAGACCACCUAGCAUACAUGUACCAUUGUAAAUGUGUAUAAUGCCUUAUUUAUAUUCUCAUGACUGGUGCUGCAGAAAUGUUAGAUUAUGCCGUCGUGAAAUUUGACAUGUGAAUUUUGUGGAUGGAUUUUAUUUUCGUGAAAAUGUUGCUUGUUGGAAGCAGUUGUACAUGAUCCCGUAGGUUCUAGUUGUAUGGAUUUCUUACAAGUCGAGUAGCACAGAUGUAGUGGACUGGAUUGGACAAGAGCUACAAAUGUAUGUGAAAUGAUCUGGCACCAGAGCAUGCAGUGAGAUGAUGUGUUGUCUAUACAAGUAGUUAAUACCAAACCAAUAAACUUAACAGGGAGGUAA
Branchiostoma floridae (Florida lancelet) is the source of this 2579-nucleotide messenger RNA. Its product is annotated as solute carrier family 25 member 46-like. The record is from RefSeq and is a predicted model, not a curated record. The transcript is spliced from 7 exons. NCBI's taxonomy places the organism in Eukaryota, Metazoa, Chordata, Leptocardii, Amphioxiformes, Branchiostomatidae. Gene Ontology annotation, cellular component: mitochondrial outer membrane. Gene Ontology annotation, biological process: mitochondrial membrane fission; mitochondrial fission. Bases 256 to 1425 code for a protein of 389 amino acids.